ACACACUCAUGCAAGCGCCCUUCUCUCUGCCCCCCUUUGAGUCAUUUGAUUGGUUGUUGGGGAAAUCAUAAAGCAAGAUAGCAGCCAAUCUUAAGCCAUCAAACCUCACACAGCGCAGGCAGGGUUUUUUUUAUCCGCUUAAAGAGCGGAGAGGAGCUGUCAUCAUUGGAUGUAACGGUAACUAGUUCUCAGGAGUGACGAUUUAGUUUGCCAAAUGCACGACGGUGGGCAUUCCCAUACUUUAAGCUGAGUUACGGAAAGUUAUUAAAAGUUAUGAGAGAAACGAGGCGAAGCUUCUCUGAAACAAGCGGCAACAUAUCUGCAAAAACACAAGAGAGCUUUCAGCACGUUCAUCUAUGCAAGAGCAUGGCAGCAGCCUGGCUCCAGUCUGACCUGUCCUGCUCUAUCCCAAGCCUUAUUGGACAAAAGCGUUUUCCCAGGAAAACCUGCUGAUCAGGAGUGCCCGGAGAGCCAUGCUGUCUGGUAGCUGGCGGCGCUCGUUUGGACAAACUCAGCCCGUUGCGGCACCCGUCGUGAACCCCAGCGGGAUGACAGUGUGCGGGGUCCCCAGUGGUACGGUGGUCCUCGAGGCUCAAUAUGACUACAGCUAUCGGGGCGCAGAUGGACGGCAAGUUUGCAUAAGGGAGGGCGAGCGUUUUAUUCUUCUGAAGAAAACGAAUGCAGACUGGUGGCAGGUGCGGCGGAUUGGGGCAGCCAGCAAAGCAAAGCCCCUGUAUGUCCCCGCCACGUACGUGACGGAGGUGCCGAUCGCUCCAAUUCCAUCCCCCCAACGUCUGGUCAUGUCUACCUCACUGCAUCCCAACUUUAGGGUACUUCCUCGGGUGUCGCUGUCCCCCAGUCCCACAAAGUCCGCUUGUAAUGAGCAACUCAGAGUGAACAAACCCAUCUAUCGCUCUAUGGACAACCUCAAUUCCAACAGUGCCUUUCAGGGAUCGGACAACAAGUCCAGCAUGGCCAGUGGACGUUUUCCCACCCUUCCCCUUUCCGGAUUUACAUUUGCUCCCAACUCUCCAAGCUUCCCAACUGCCAACCCCACGGUCAGGGAGUCGCCCGCGGUCUCCACAGUGCCAUCUAACCCUAGGGUGGUCCCUACCAUCACCCGGAGCCAGAGUUCCAGCAACCUGCCCGAAAACCUGAUGGAAAACCCCUACGAUGAGAUCGGAGGUGGCCUCGGCAAUCACAUCAACCAAAGGAUGCCCAAAAAGUCCAGCAGCCACUGGGACAUGGUUGAAGCUUCAGGGAAGAGAAACCAUUUGCAGGUUCCAACAGAGGCUUACUUCUCCCAGUUAUCCUGGCAGGACUCCCCCCUUUAUUCUGAAACCCAGCAGGAAAAGCGUAACUCGCAGCUGGAGCCUCCCGUUCCUGAUCCGGGCCAGAAGCCGGUACAGGUCAUGGACUUAUGGGAGCAGUAUUCUGACCCGGCCACAGGAAGAUGCUAUUAUGUCAACAGCGUUACUAAGGAAAGGUCAUGGAAACCUCCCCGCCGGGCUCGUGCUCAGAGUGCCAACAAGGUCACUCCAGGUCAACCUCAGCAGUUAUACCGCGAUGCCAGCCAUCUGUCACUCCCACUUACUGAGACGGGCAAUGGAACAAUGCACAAGCUGUCGCCUGACUUCAUCUUUGGAAGGAACAUGGACAGUGGCUGGCAGAUGAAGCAGAGCAUGCAACGUGCCGUCUCCUCUGACACGCUGAGCACCAAAGCAUUCGAAGAGCAGACGCACAAUUUUGCAGGAGUUUAUGACGCCAAGCAGCAACUCUGCCACUCCCAAUCUAUGAUUCUGCCUGAGAAUGGAAAGCUGGUCAACCAAGAUUAUUCCUGCAAUGUGGCCAACAUCGUCGUGGAGCCCCCAUCUUCUGAGAGCUCCCCGGACAGUGAUGGCUGCACUCCGGAGCUGGAGAAAGCAGGCCUCCUGAACAAGACGAAGAUCGCCGAAGGAGGCAGAAAACUUAGGAAAAAUUGGGGCUCCUCCUGGGUGGUCUUAGUUGGGAACAGUCUGGUUUUCUACAAGGACCCUAAAUCACAGUCUCCUUCCAGCUGGAAACCAGGGAGCAGCCGUCCAGAAAGCAGCGUGGACUUAAGGGGGGCGCAGCUGCACUGGGCCAAUGAGCUGUCCAGCAAGAAGAAUGUCUUCAAGUUGCGAACGGUCACCGGAAACGAGUUCCUGCUGCAGUCUGAGACGGACUCUCUGAUCAAAGAGUGGUACAACACCAUCAAGAAUGUCAUCGAGCGGCUGGACCGUGAAAAUCCUCUGGACAAUGUGCUCCUGUACUCUCUGAGGAGAGCAGGGAGUGUGGAGAUGCUGGACCACAGUGGAGACGAGGAUGAGAGGAGAGCAUCUCUUCCUCGCUCUGCGUCCAACCUGGAAAACACAGAGAGGAAAAGAGUAAAGACCCGGCUAAAGAAGCUGAUCCUGAAAAGGCCUCCUCUGCAGGCUUUGCAGGAAAAAGGCCUCAUUAAAGAUCAAGUGUUUGGCUGCAGCCUGGAGAUGCUGUGUGAGCGCGAGCGGUGCACGGUUCCUCGCUUCGUCAGACUCUGCACUGAGGCUGUGGAGAGGAGAGGCCUGGACACUGACGGCAUCUACAGAGUGUCGGGGAACCUGGCGGUGAUUCAGAAGCUCCGCUUCCUGGUGAACCAUGAGCGAGCGGUGACCACAGACGGCCGUUACAUGUUCCCCUCGGAGUUGGUACAAGAAGAAAAGCUGAAUUUGGAUGAGAGUGAGUGGGAGGACAUUCAUGUCAUCACGGGGGCUUUGAAACUUUUCUUCCGGGAGCUUCCUGAGCCCGUUGUGCCCUUUGGUUUCUUCACCGACAUCGUGGAGACAGCCAAGAUGCCAGAUUACGUGGAAAAAGUGGAUCGCCUGAAGUGUCUGGUGCUCAGUAUGCCUCCUCCGAACCACGACACGCUGCAGUUCAUGUGCCAGCAUCUCAGACGGGUACUGGGGCACUCGGAUACCAACAGAAUGACCACCCAGAACAUCGGUAUCGUGUUCGGGCCGACACUUAUGCGUCCAGAGCAGGACACUGGGAACAUGGCUGUGAACAUGGUGUUCCAGAACCAGGCGGUGGAGCUCAUCCUCACGGAGUUCGACCACAUCUUCGGAACAAGAGGCCUCUCCUAAUCUUAAUCUUCUUGAACCAGAGCGGAGAGAUGUGCUGCCUCAGUUGCUCCUCCAAGUCAGAGACAGAAGUGAAAGCAUUGCAACAAUCCCCGUAGACCAAUAAGGAUCAAAGCGGAUUUCACAUUAAAAGAUAAUUACAGGCUCAAAGGAACUUGGGGAGAAAGCUGCUAAUCAUGACAUCUGGCCUCCAUAUAAAGCAACAUUAAAACAAUAAUAUUACAACACGCCAGUUUUAGCAGCAGUACUCGUUUCUUUGAGUGCAGAUAUGGAGCUCGGCGCAGGAAGAGACCAGCCAGAGAUGCUCUAAACUUCAUCAACAGUUGGAUAAAAAGCCAUAAAAAAAUAUUAAAAUAACUCCUCCAAUCUCCUGAGCUAUUAUGCAUUUCUUCAUCAAGAAAGGUGUGGGGAAGGUCGUGUCUUACUGUAGCACUGAAGUACAACUUAACAGCGCCAUCUCACUGUGAAAACAACACCAGCAAGUCUUCAACCUGCAGGGUUUGUUGGAAGGACGCUGUGAAAACCCUCUUUUAUCUCCAUGGACAGAAGGUUUGAGUCAGAAAAGAGGGUGCGCUUUAGUGAUGAGAUGAAUGUGCCAACAGGUCAGUUCGUGUUCCGUCGUGGUACUGUAACCCUCUCCUCGUCGUACACGUUUGAAUCCAUUUUUGAAUCCUCGUUGUAUAUAUGUGAAAUAGUCAGCUAUAGUCGGCGUAUCCAUACAGACGUUAACCUAAGCGAUAAUAUAUGAGUGGAAUUCAAACUGGCACGUUUCCUUUUGAGAGGCAAAGCCUUGCUGCUCCUUGGACCUGACUGUCAACCCUCCUCCAAUAAAACCAUGUGAACCAGCUGAUGGCAUCUGUUUCGUGAUGUUUGCUCAGGAUGUGUCAGUCAGGUUGUUUGUUGCGUGACAGUUAGAAGAGGCGUGUGGAGGUAUGUGGGCCUCAGAGACCGGGCUGGCGGGCGGGCAGCGACAUCCCCUCUGAUUGGUGCAAAUGCUGCUUUUAAUAACAGAACAAAAGGGGAACUGGAAAUGCAUAUGUUUAAAAAAUGUGGAACCCCUCCCCACCGCCAACACUCAAAAACCCUUGCAGUCUGUGGCUUGGGUAGUUUUAUAUUGACUGCGGGUUUGGCAAAAGAUAUGAAAGAGCUGAAAGACUGCACUGCAGGGGGGUGGGGGGUGUAUAGCUUUAUUAAAUGUACUCCUCCAUUUUUCUGUUGGUAUCAUUUUAGGUCAUGUGAGCUCCUUGGACGGGGCUGCAGUUGUGUGUAGCUGAUUGAUGAGGAGUUGUCUCAACUUGAUCCCGCGUCCGCUGCCAAGGACGACCUUAAAUUGGUUUGAAAAGACAAACCGCACGUAUUUAUUUGUUCCAAUCGCAUUUGUGCCGUAUUAUUUCAGAUUUUAUAAGUACUUCCUUCUGUCACUGAGUUUACCGUUUCAUGUUAUUUUCUUUUUUUCAUAGUCCUGUCAAAUCAUCCUAACAUUUUACUAAAUGUUUGCUUCUUUUUUGUUUCACACAAGGACCAUCUGACAGCCAGAAACCACUGAUGCUUAUGAUAUUUAAUGAAGUAUUUGUAUUGUAGGUUUAGAAUAAGCAAACCAGAGAUUUGGUAGGUUUUUCUAGUAUAAUAAGACGUAUACAAAACAAGCUCUCUGAUUCGAGUUUUUGCACUUAAGAGUUACUCAUCAUUUUGAAAUGAAAUUGUGCAAAAAAGCAAUAAUAUCCACAAUUGAAAUGCCUCCCUUUUCUUUUUGGUUGUAUUCAUAAGCAAAGCAGUGGGUUAAAAAAAUGAAAAUUCUGUUUGCAAGAACAGAUUUUUCCCAAAUGGAUAGAUCAAUCCUGCUUUAUCCCUAAAAACGUUUUGGAUCUGUCACUUUUGUUGUUGCAAAAUUAAUAAAAACAUCAAAUAAUUCUUAAAAGGGCUCUUAAAGCAAUUUUUGGUUCAAAAAAUCUCCAAAAAGGUCCACUUUUGAUACAUUUGACCUGAAUAAACAAAUUUUUUACUUUUAAUCACUGGGAUUUAGAAGUAAUUAUAGCAGUAAGUUUUUGUUCUUUUGCUUUCAUCUAAAUAAUUCUAACACUAGUUAAGUCUUUGUUGUACUCUUUUGUCGAGUCUGAACUCACCUGUCUGUUUGCAAGUCACAUCAACCCCAAAUUAAUUUAGUUUUAUUCAAAAUUUAACAUAAAUGUUUCAAAAAGGUUUUUAGUUUUUACAUUUUUGGUCUAAAACAAACAUAAACAAAGUUAUAUCACAUACUUGUGAUACACCUUUGUUCAUAGAUUAUAGUUAAUUGGAGCUUUGUCUGAUAUUUCUUUUUUUUUUUUUACAUUUUUCACCAAAAAAUUUACUUUUCUUUUCUUUCUAUUUAGAUUUCUGGAUUUUUAUUUUGUCUCACACAUUUAAUCUUUGUCAUAAAACAUAACAAUUCAAUUUGGGGGGUAAUUCUUGCAGUAAAAUGGCACAUUUUACUCUUAGAAAUUGAGUUUUUGUAACGUUGAAUUUUCAUUGUGGAAUUAUUGUGUAAUAUAACAAUACAAAUAUAUAUCUGUUUAAAGAUGUGGUUGUCCCAAAAUGAUGGAUUUCAACCAUUGCUACAAAAUGAAUAAAUUGGAAAGUAGUAAAAAAAAAAAAAAAAA
Messenger RNA from Oryzias melastigma (Indian medaka), 5773 nucleotides. RefSeq names its product Rho GTPase activating protein 9 (gene arhgap9). Gene Ontology annotation, biological process: regulation of GTPase activity; signal transduction. The transcript is spliced from 21 exons. NCBI's taxonomy places the organism in Eukaryota, Metazoa, Chordata, Actinopteri, Beloniformes, Adrianichthyidae. The record is from RefSeq and is a predicted model, not a curated record. Gene Ontology annotation, cellular component: cytoplasm. Gene Ontology annotation, molecular function: phospholipid binding; protein binding. Bases 474 to 3140 code for a protein of 888 amino acids.